CGGCCCCAGGCCGGCUCGGCCGGGGCGCGGACCGGCUUCCCUUCCGGGCCGCGGGUCCGCCCUACGCCGGGCGGAGCCUGGCCCGCCCCCCGCACCGGAGCCCGGGAGCCCCAGGCCCGAGCCACGCGAUCUGCUGGCCGCCCGGGGCUCGGGUCGGGGACGCGCGAUGGCGACUUGGCGGCGGGACGGCCGGCUGACGGGCAGCCAGCGGCUGCUGUGCGCGGGGUUGGCGGGGACGCUCAGCCUCAGCCUCACCGCGCCGCUGGAGCUCGCCACCGUGCUGGCCCAGGUCGGCGUCGUGCGCGGCCGCGCCCGGGGGCCGUGGGGCGCGGGGCUUCGCGUCUGGCGGGCCGAGGGGCCCCGCGCCCUGUGGAAGGGGAACGCGGUGGCCUGCCUGCGCCUCUUCCCCUGCAGCGCCGUUCAACUGGCCGCCUACCGCAAGUUUGUUGUGCUGUUCACGGAUGACCUGGGCCACAUCUCCCAGUGGAGGUCCAUCAUGGCUGGGAGUCUUGCGGGCAUGGUUUCCACCAUCGUGACAUAUCCUACAGACCUCAUCAAAACCCGGUUAAUUGUGCAGAACAUGCUGGAACCAUCUUACAGGGGGAUCCUCCAUGCUUUUUCUACUAUUUAUCAACAGGAAGGGUUCCUGGCCCUUUAUCGAGGGGUUUCCCUUACUAUUUUAGGUGCUCUCCCUUUCUCUGCCGGCUCCCUUCUAGUUUACAUGAACCUGGAGAAAAUCUGGAAUGGACCCCGAGAUCGGUUCUCUCUCCUCCAGAACUUCGCCAAUGUCUGCCUGGCUGCCGCGGUGACCCAGACACUCUCCUUUCCCUUCGACACGGUGAAGAGAAAGAUGCAGCUGCCACUGCCCGUUACAUCAAGGCGGCCUCCACAGCGAGGACAGGGCACCCUUGCCUUCAUAGCCUGUCCAUACUUCAGUGAAACAGAUGGAAAGAACCAAAAUAAGCCAGGAAUUAUUAAUAGCAAGGGGCCAGUAGUCCCUGAUUCCCCUGCUGAGGCAGUAACUGCAUUUGAAAUGGGCCGGUGUCUUAGUGGGAUCGGCCCUGCAUUUUCCUAAUUGUUACCUAGGAAGACUCACAGACCACAGAGACAAAAGCCUGAUAUCUGAGGUCUCAAAGAGAGGAAUUGGCUUAGCCUAGAAUCAGCCGAUUUUGAUCAAAGAAAAAUCAGAGUAGUCCAAGUAAGGUUGGGGGUUACAGGCAGGUCCACACAGGGCAGGGGUGGGAGUCGGUGGACUCAGAAUCAAGCAAGGCUUCGCAUCUGCCCUGAACCCUGCUCACUCUCCACCAGCCUCCCUUCAGACUCCACAUCCACAGGCUUGCCUGCCUCCCUGGCCUCUUCCGGGCAAAUCUUGAUUUAUACAAUCGAUGUAUUCCUGAAGAGCUGCUUGGAUAUUAAUUUGGGGGAGUUGAAUCUAAUUUUAAAUGAUCAGUCCCCACUGAGUUUGUUUUUCCCCAUGUCUCUAACUUGUCCCUCUGCUAUCUCAGUGCCCCCCGCCCCCCACCGGCUUCCCCAUGUGGUUUUCUUUGCCAGGCCAGGCCAGGCCUCACUUACCUCAGCACUAAAAAGCCUGCAAGUACUUAUCUCAACCUAUAAAGAAAAACUGCCUCAGAACAAUACACGUCACAAUUACACCCAAUUCUGCUGCUCCAAUCCAUCAAACUUUUCAUCCCUCUGGGUUGCGUUCCUUUCCUGUCCUUUGUCCAAACACAUUUUUUAAAUUGUCACGUUAUUGUAAGUUUAACGUAGAUGCAAGUUUAAAGCCUGCUUAGUGCAUGCCCAUUUAUAAAAGCCAUUAUUCCUCAUUUUAAGAGUAAUGUACAUACGCUUAAAAAUGGUUAAAAUGGUCAAUUUUAUGAUGUGUGUUUUACCACAAUUAAAAAAUAAGGAGGGCUUCCCUGGUGGCGCAGUGGUUG
Molecule: messenger RNA, 1934 nt
Organism: Aethalodelphis obliquidens (Pacific white-sided dolphin)
Lineage: Eukaryota; Metazoa; Chordata; Mammalia; Artiodactyla; Delphinidae
Gene: SLC25A43
Product: solute carrier family 25 member 43
Exons: 4
Coding region: 167-1075 (302 amino acids)
Biological process (GO): transmembrane transport
Source: RefSeq, a predicted model, not a curated record